AUGGACCGCAAUCCCACAGAAUCCUACACCACCCAUCUAUCCACCAAAACGUGGUACGCAUUCGACCUCGACGACACGCUGCAUGAAUUCCGCAACGCCUCAACCACCGCCUCCACCGCCGUAUUCCAAACCAUCCACCAGGAAACCGGGGUCAGCAUUGGCGCCCUUAAAACCACCUACAGAGACAUUCUUGCCCGUACGGCCGAUGUAUCGGCAUUCACCGACGGGAAAACCUCUCUCGAGUAUCGACGGGAUCGAUUCUCUCGUUUGCUUCACCGUCACGUAAUCCCCUCGUCGGAUGAGAAGGUUGAUUCUCUUGUCCGUAUCUACCAGACUCGUCUGAAGGAAGCGUUGCGGUUAAAACCGGGGGCGUUUCAACUCCUCCAGACGAUUAAACGACUCGGAAAAUAUGUCCUGGUCAUCACGGAGGGGCCGCAGGAUUCCCAGGAAUGGACUCUGAAUGAACUCGGACUACUGCCGUAUGUCGAUCUUCUGGUGACUUCUAAUGGAAUGGGGGUAUCCAAGGUAGACGGGUUGUUUCCUCUCGUGUUGCGGAGAUUUGCUAUUUCAGCGCAGGAUAUGCUGUACAUGGGGGAUAACGAAUCUCGCGAUGUGCUUCCCGCUCGCGAGGUUGGUAUUUUGGCAGUGCUGUAUGAUCAAAGCGGCCCGUCUCAAUUGCAUGAUCCGUUGGAUUUGCGUGUGAAUUCUUUGACCACGUUGAGUCUGAUGCUAGAGAGUCCUUGA
Molecule: messenger RNA, 744 nt
Organism: Aspergillus tanneri
Lineage: Eukaryota; Fungi; Ascomycota; Eurotiomycetes; Eurotiales; Aspergillaceae
Product: HAD family hydrolase
Exons: 1
Coding region: 1-744 (247 amino acids)
Source: RefSeq, a predicted model, not a curated record